Molecule: messenger RNA, 7421 nt
Organism: Myxocyprinus asiaticus (Chinese sucker)
Lineage: Eukaryota; Metazoa; Chordata; Actinopteri; Cypriniformes; Catostomidae
Product: protein TALPID3-like
Exons: 32
Coding region: 427-5037 (1536 amino acids)
Biological process (GO): smoothened signaling pathway
Cellular component (GO): ciliary basal body; centriole
Source: RefSeq, a predicted model, not a curated record
AGCUUUGUCAACUUUUGUUGUCAGGAACAGCCGUCUCCGUGAAAUAAGUGAAUCUGCUGCUGAGAUUAACUAAAUUAUUUCAAUAUUUAUUUUAAAUACUUCAAAACAGAGCGCAGAUUGCAUACUUUGGACAAAGAGAGAGAAACUUUUUUACGCUGUUGCGUUUAAAUAUCACCUGAGGCGGGAAAUUUAAAACACAAACGCGACAGAAACAUGCCAUCUAUAGAUAUCUGAUGAAAACUUCACAAUAAUCAAUAAUGGUGACUUCAACUUUACGGUACGACUAUUAUAUAUACAGUGACAAUUAACUGCUGAACCCGUUCACUGUUAUUACCAUCAACUGUUGAUUCAUGUAAAAGGUUGACAUGACUGAAGAGGGACCAGAAAAUCAUUUUGGAGUGUCUUAUUACUUAUGUAAGAGUGGCAAUGGACUCUUGUGUGUCUGUGACCAAUAACACACAAUUAAACGACUCCUCAUCCAGUUCUGAUGCUGCAGAUGUCUUGAUUCGCUCAACCAGAGCUGCUUUUAAUCACACCAGAGUAGAAACCCAUUACAAAAGCUAUAAUAAAGAUAACAUUAACAUCAGGAGACUGUCAGACUUUGCGCAUGUAACUUCUGGGAAUGAUGGAUGUACAGAGGAGAUCUCACUUGUCCUGCCUGUGAAUCUUCCUGCUUCAGAUAGAGGGGCUGAGGGACAACAGACUGGUGGAUCAUCAAAACAAGUUGCUGACCUUAUAGAGAAAAGCCAAUUAGCUGUCAUGCAGGCAAAGAAGAACUCCAAAUCAAAAGGUGAAGACGUGGAAAUUUCUAGAUACUCUACUGAUGGCAGAGGAGCAGUUUCGGCAGCCCUGAAGAAGAGAUACAAGAGCGCCCCUUUAAGACGGAACGUGACUGUACAGGUGUUGGAUCAAGACAGACCUCAAACCCCCAAAGGCCAGCCGGAUCCUGGUAUUCCGCCGGGAGAUUCUGGGACUUCGGAAAAUGUGGCUGCAAUAACAGCUGCUACUAUUGCUGCCACAUUCCCACUUAUCAAGGCUCAGAGUGAGAUGGAGGCACAGAUCUCUCGGGUAACUGCCGAAUUGAAGAGGUUACAGGCCGCAGAGGCCAGUGUCAAGCAUGGCAGAGCAGGCAGUACUGUGGACUGUUCUGCAGAAAGAGCGGCCCAUCUGGAAGAGCAGCUGAACGUUCUUAUCCAGCAAAGACUGCAACACCUGGAGACGAUCCAAUGUCAGCAGAUCCAACUGCAGAAUCGUCUUUUGGGAUCUGCUUUGGAUGUUGUAACCGCUCGUGCAAAUGCAGACACACAAACUAACCUGCUCACAAGCUCUGUAAUCCACCAGACAGGCUCUUUGCCUACCACUGAUAAAACCUCUGCUGAAAGUUCAGCAUCAGUCUCAAAGGAUUUACACAGAGAAAGGCAAACAGGUGGUCAUAAAAGUCCCCUGGAGACCCCUGCUCCUCGAAAGGUCAUUCCUAAACCCACCUAUUGGACAUCAUCAACCAAAACCAUCAAAUCCCAGAAAACUUCCUCUAAAAACCAAGGAAAUGGCAGACUUCAGGACCAGACCACUAAUAACCAGAGAUCUCCCGAGAGAUGCUCCAUGCAAUCUUCUGGGCUAAAGAGGAUUGCCAUAGCAACAGCCGAAAAUGCCCAACCAGAGCAGUCAAGAUCUGCUCGCGCCUGGUCGACUGCGUCACCUUUGCACAGGCAGACAUCAUCUAAAGCAUCCUUUACUCCUACUAGAAGUGAUGAACCUGAAGAACCAGCACUUAUGAAGCCACACAGCCAACAGGAGAACAAGGGAGAACAGAUAUAUGCGCCAUCGUCCAGCUCAGCAGUUCAUAGAGCCAAUGAGAUGCUGCAGGAUCUAGGGCGACUCAAAGAUGAGAUGAGGACUUUACUGCAGACCGCUGAUGCGUUUCCUGUUCAGAAUGCCAAGUCGACCCAGAACAGCAGGAGCAGCUAUCUCUCCCCCUCCACCAUGGCCCCACCUCCUUCCACGACCCCCAUCUCCAUGCCCGCAGAGACGGUUGACCCGGUUGCCGUCAGGGCUGUUCCUUUAAACAGACCGAGCAUUCUGAAGAGCAUCCAGUCGCCCACAUCCAUGUUCGAGGAUGCAGGACUGGUCCUGAGGCAGGUCAGACAGAGCAGGAAGGUUUUAGAAGAAAACCUGGAGGCCAUUUUGAGAGCCGAAAAUGGAGAAGUGCUUCAUAGCCAGUUAGAGGCACUGUCGAAAAACAGAGAUGUCAGUGAGGAAGUGAGGAUAAAGAAAACAGUUGAUGCCUGGAUCAAUACACUGAGCAAGGAGAUUCAGGAUGAGCUAGUGAGGGAGAGUUCUGAUUCAGAGAAGAAGAUUGUGGAGAGAAGUGAUGCAGCUGUCUCUAAAGUGUUGCAUGAGGGCCAGGGGAGCAGGAGUGGGCACAGGGCUGGUCCAAGAGGGGGAGGAGGAGGAGGAGGAGGAGGAGGAAGAGGGGGAGGCAAUGGCUCUGCGGCAGGGAGAAAAACCUCUGUGAGAGGCUCUGUAAGAGCACAGGCAGAGAACACACUACCACACGGCAAACAACACACUCUGUCUGUCAGAACCAAACCUGAAUCGAGCCAAGAGACGGCUGAGCCAGUGGUGCUGAAAUCUCAGGCUGAUCAGGAGUAUCUGGCCAAGCUGUAUGGUAAAGCUCUUUAUGAGGGACAUCGCCGAACACUGAAGAAAGGCCCUUACCUUCGAUUCAACUCCCCCUCGCCAAAAUCCAAAACUCAACGACCCAAAGUUAUAGAGACUGUCAAAGGGGUUAAGAUGAAGUCUUCUAAAACCCAGACUAGUCAGUUUGUGGAUGGUGCUUCUGCCCUGCAGUCUUCAGUCUCUGAGCCACAUUUCCUGUUUAGACCCAGUGACCCGGACCAGCAACAGCAGCCUGGUUCCCCAGUGAGGUGCUACCUCAUUCCCAUGGCUAUCCCUUUAGGCAAGCCCAGAGUGGACAGUCAGGCCCCGUUGCCAUCACGGGUCAUCAUUAGCAACAAAGCCCCAACUGUAACAACCUCCUUCCCUCCUAUAACCAUCCCCAAACCCAAACCAGCUUCUGCAAUUCGGAAGCCCAACACCAUCUUACUGGAGGUACAGUCAGAACCGAAAAAACGAACCCCACAGCUUGAAAUACAGGUCCAGCCGUGUGUGAACAUUGAGAGCGCUCUUUGCAGCCGACUCGUAUCGUCACUGCCGUCGAUUCCAGCUGAUACUAUCCUUCCUCCUCCCACAGUUUAUGCCGCUGAGGAUCCACAUGCUUAUGAAGAUCAGGAUGAAAAUGGCUUUCCUGGAACCAAUUUCUUGGCGGUAGCCGACAUAAGCCAGGAAACACACAUCGGAGUUCCAGACUCUCCUAUUGAGCUGAACGGGCUGCCCUCCCCUCCAGCUGCUCUGUAUCACGGUCCAGCGUUUCCUCCACAGCCUUCCCAGUCCACACCACUCACAGAGCCCAUCCUGAACAACAUCCAGCAGAAAGAGACCCUAGAGAAUAGGCUGGUGGAUUGGGUGGAGCAACAGCUCAUGGCCAGAAUGAUCACUGGAAUGUUCCCUCAGCCUACCCAGGCAGACCCGGCCAGCCAAUCAGAGCCAGAUGAAAGUGCGACAUCAGACAUUGUGGAGACCGCAGGUGGAGGUGGUCUGCAGUUGUUUGUGGACACAGGGGUACCAGUAGACUCUGAGCUCAUAAGACAGUGUGUGAAUGAGGUACUGGCUGAAACUAUUGCUGUGAUGCUGGGACAGAGAGAGACACAGAGAGUGCCCACUGCCAUUGCCCAAACACAAGAAAGUCACACUCAGGAGGAGGUGACUACGGUACCGACACCAAUACCGACUCCUGAGCCCAGCGUAAAAGAGCCAACGUCUCCUGUCAGAACCCCUGAUCUCUCUGAGCAUCUUUCUAUGGCUCUGUCUGCCAAAGAGAACCAACAUCAGGAAUCUGCUUCACCAGGUCCAGAUAAAAUUCCUGUGGACACACCAGCUACUACACCAAUUCCAUCUCCCACCAGAGUGGCCACACCCUCUCAUCCUCCAGCCAAUCAGAGCCCAGACUCAGCCAGCCUGCAGAACCACCCCUGGGCAGGAACAGAGCUACCCCUAAAGGAGGAAGAUCCACACAGUGAGAGAGAAGAGCAGCAGCCACCGUUAGUUGUGAUGUCAGUUGCCCGAGAGGACGAGGAGGAAGAAUCAACCAUACCUCCAUCCUCCCCGCUCAACUCCAAACUACAGACACCUCCACCACCACUUCUUCCAGCUCCUGUAAGCCAGGAACCUCCACUCCCUCCUGCUGCUGCUUCCUCUGAAUCUCCCUCAACUGAGGAGAGCAGCUCCAGCUCCAGUGUGACUGUCACAGAGACAGCAGCCAGACACAUCUCAGAGGGAGAGCUGCUGCUCACUCACAGCCAGAUGGCAGCCGUCAGAGUUCUGGAAGAAGAGGGAGUUAUUCUUCCUAAUUUGUUGACCAGCCUGAACAGUUCCCUGCUUGGAGUCCAGGACAUGGACUACGACCCGCCCAGUGAGGGUCAGGUGAUCAGAGCUCCGCUCCUCCCCGCCCAUCAUGACCCCAUCCUGUCUCUGUUGGCCAGGAUGGAACACGGCCCUGUGAGCCAAUCACAGCAGCCAGAGAGAUGGUGGGAGGAGGAGAGCAGUGGGGAGAUCAGUGAGGGUCAGAGACCACCCCUGUCCGCUGCAGAGGAGAGUGUGCUGACAGGACACUCUCUCAUAGACCAGCAGAGAUAUACACAGAACAGAAACACAGAUAUCUCCCCCCACGCAACACUCACAUCACCUGGACAGGUGCUCGCUAAACACACAGGACAACCAGGUGUUGUGGUUCAAGACAGUGGGAUGUCAAUCAACCUCAGGUUGCCAGAAGAACCAAAAGAACUGACUGUCUCCUCCCCACAGCCAGAGGAUGCGGCACAUCAGCAGAGCACAGAGACGACACAGGUGGUGCACAGACCUGCACCAAUCCUGGUGAGGCAGUACCAAGACAAAGAGGAACCAGCUCCACCCUCUUAGGAAAUGAAGAAAGGAUCCAAGGAAAGGAAACGAGGAUGGAGGAAUGAAAGCAAGACGGAUUGUAAAAUGAAAAGUCCUGCUCACUCACACGUCACAUCAAAGUGCCAUCUCUGCAGUACCUCGGUGCACUUGCCGUUAUGUUAUUGAAACUUUAUUUAUUAAAAUAUUCAUAAUAAAUCCAAAUAAUUCAAGAUGCACUGUUGAAGUAUGUGUCAGUUAUGAUUUAUUUAAACUGCAAAGGUGUUACGUGAAUUUAACUAUUGUGUCAGAUGGGAAGGGGGAGGAGAAUAGAGUGCAACAGUCUGGUUCUGGAAGUAAAAAUCACAUUCAUUUAUCCCAUAGACAAAUUGAUUUUCAGUGAUAACUUACAAAUGUUUAAAGACAGACCUACCGUGAGCUACAAGGUUUUUCAUCGAUGGUGUAUGCUUCCAUUGAAGCCAUCCAUCGGCGUUAUCUCAAGUUCAUUGUUUAAAAAUCGUGUUUGAUAGCGGAAUUCAUGUUUAACAACUACAUUACCCGUGGUACAGCAGAGAAAGAUCUGCCAAUCAGAGAACCGUGCCCAACGAAUCCCAUGAUGCACUGUGAAUGAUGUAAUCGAGUCUGUCUCCCUUCACCCUAAAACUAUUUGUACUGUAUAUUUGUACAUAUUUGAAUAUUUUGCAAUAAGCAUAAUCUAUUUUUUCAAUACUUAUAAUUAACAACCUAAAAUCAAUAGUUUUAUAUAUUCCCAUUGUUUUUUUAUUCAAUGACAUAAUUCGCAAUGCUUUAUGGGAUUGUAGUAUGUGCCCUCAAGAAAGACAGUAAGUACACAGCCUUGUACCUUUGUCUUUAUGUCUGAUUUUCAAAAACGUUUUUGCCUCAAAACAAACUUUGCGAUAUUGUGAUUCACCUCGGAGCUGGUUGAUUUGCUUCAUGGCUUACAACUCUUUUAUGAAGGAUUUUAUAAAAAGUCCAUGGAAGAAAUGAAUGGGGAAAAUACUUCCGGAACCCAGGCGGUUGAAAAAGUGGGCGGGCACGGUUGCGCUCUAUUAAUACAUGCAUCAGGUGCUUCGACCAAAAAGUUUUCCGCAUAGGAAGCUCCUGUGUUUCCUCGCUCAAGCGUCCUCGGGAAGCUUCCUCUGUCCUUGCCUCCUCGUGGUGCAUUUCGAGAAUUGAUGCAUCCUUCAUGAUGGUGGAUUUUGAUUGGUUUCCGCAUCACGGGCUAGAGGACGGAGGAGCGAGGAAACGAGGAUGCGCAAUUUAGGAAAUGAGAAGCACCCUCUGUCAGUGAUAAAAUGGAGUAUAGUCCUCUUAGAGCUAUUAUUUGAUGUACAAAACAAGCCCAGAUGGGACUUGUGAUAGAAAUAAAGUAUUUUCAGCGCAUUUUAAUUACCACUGAAGCACGCAAAGUCUUAACUAUAACUCUGCUACUCCACUUUUCCCAUUGAGUUCAAAGCGCCGCUGGAUGAUGGCGUUGACGUUCUGAAGCAAAUCAUGAACACAACUUCAGGAUUGCUGUAGGAAAGAGGAUAGUCACAGUCUACCAUUAAUAUUGUGGAGGAUGAGAGUUUAAAAGAUUUAAUGCCCAUUAAAUAAUACUAAACAUAUGGGGACUAAAGCCAUCUUUACACAGCAAAAGUGGCACAGAAGCUCCAUCUGAAGUGGCAAUUAGGUGUAUUUUCACAGAGCAGGAAUAAAUGCUUUUACACAGCAGUUGCAAAUGCAUAAUGUUAUGAGAUGAAUAUUUUAAAUGUAAAAUUAAUGAAUAUAGAAAUAUGAAAUGAAUGAAAAUUUUAAUGAAUACUCAACUUAUGGGGACACAUUUUUUCAAUAAGUCAAACUCCCAGUUAGACUUUGGGCAAUUCCAGUGAACUUAUGAAAGUGACAUUUUCAGUGAAAAUGUGAAAUUUAAUUUCAUAUAUAAAGUACUCAUUACCAGUAUAUCAAACAGGUUUUAUGUAUAAUUAUAGACCCCUGCAGAUAGAGUUCAGACAUCAGAAAAGUUUCAGUCUGGAUAAGUUUUUUUCCAGUUUCCUUUGUGAAAUGAACUUGCAUUACAGAUGUGACAAAAAUUGAGUUUUUUGGAGACCAUGCACUUUGUAAAAACUCAAACAGUUCAGAAAUAAUAAUUGCCACAGCAUUAAGAAGGGCUGCCAGUCUUAAGAACAUGUAAUGUUUUUUUUUUUUCAUUGUUGCUUUCACAUAAAUGGGGAAAAAACAGAGUUAUGGAUGUGAAAUCUCUUCAAUAUGACAGCACUCACAUUAUGAGUGGAAACCAUCUGAAAUGCUUUGAAAUCUGCAGACUUUGACAUCUGAGAUAUAUAUUAUAUUACGUUAUAAUGCCCAUCAAGGCUGCAUGAUGAAUUGAAAUAAGAUUGACAUCGCUAUUUUUCCAUGUUAUGUUG